This is a messenger RNA of Spodoptera exigua (beet armyworm), 1371 nucleotides long. The record is from the annotation of a GenBank genome assembly. Lineage: Eukaryota; Metazoa; Arthropoda; Insecta; Lepidoptera; Noctuidae.
AUGGUCUGGUGGGGUUUUGUAGGAAUAACAUCAAUAACAACACUAACAGUGAUAUCUUUCGAGAGGUACAUGAUGGUGACGAGACCUUUGAACGCCAACCACCUUAGUUCGAAAGGCGCCAUCUUGUCUAUUGUCUUCAUAUGGACAUACUCUCUCGCGCUAACCACACCACCGCUCAUGGGAUGGGGCCAUUACGUCAAUGAGGCUGCUAAUAUAAGUUGUUCUGUGAACUGGCACGAGCAGUCAAUGAAUACGCUCACCUACAUCAUGUUCCUGUUCGCGAUGGGUGAGAUCGUUCCCUUGGCUGUUAUCACCUUCAGUUACGUGAACAUCAUCAGGACGCUAAAAAGGAAUUCACAACGGUUGGGUCGCGUAUCCCGAGCGGAGACAAAAGCCACAGCUAUGGUGUUCAUCAUGAUCGUAUCCUUCACCGUUGCGUGGACACCCUACUCCGUUUUUGCUUUGUUAGAACAAUUUGCUACGGAGGGAAUUGUAUCACCGGGAGCUGGCGUUAUUCCAGCACUGGUCGCUAAAAGUUCCAUUUGCUACGAUCCACUUAUUUACGUCGGUAUGAAUACACAGUUUCGAAACUCGAUAAAAAGGGUCUUCGGAGUCCAUUCUAAAGGCAAGAACUCACAUGCGGAGAAAGCGUACAAUAACACUCUGACGUCACCAGCUAAUAAACUGUCGAGCGUCAACACCCGCCUUAAUUGUUCAGAAACAAACCUAUCUAGUCACCACAAAAACUCCAAGGGCAAAAAGAUUAUCUUCAAUGACGACAUAUCAGAGAUGACAACGAACGAAUACCACCGAACUUUCACGAGGGAUCCCGACCUUUGUACUAUACCAGAAAGCAAAAAUUCAGAUGCUGAACGAUCAGGAGACACGAUAUACGACGAAGACAGUAGCAACACAGGUACUAACGUAAAAAAACUAGACCUCUUUGGAGAAUCUUGCAAAGUUAUCAACGAACGAUCACCAGUCUUAACCUUCAUGGAUUCAGAUCGUCUCCUAUUCACUAAAGCCCCCGAAGAAGUUAUUGCCGAAUCAAGUAAAAACAAUAAAUUAGGCAACGAAACACACGAAGACCAUGCUACAGAUAAAAAUAUUUACAAAACAGAAAACGAGUCUCAAAGCGCGGAAAAGUUAAAGAAAAUAAGACAGAGCUACUCACUAGACUUCCCUCGCCUUUCAAACGAUAACAAAAAGAGAAAAUUAUCAAUAGAAACGAAAUUCGAAAGUAUUCAACCAAAAGGUUUUUUCAAGGACACAAUUAAUAAACUGUUUGAUCAAGAUUCGAAGCAAGGACAGGAUAGCUUCAAGAGCUAUUUGUGCGAGACCAAAGAAGAGAUAGGGCAAGAUCUCUUGUAG